GCUCCCUGGCUGCUCUCUUUGAUUCACAGUCUCGCUCUGCCUCCAGUCACACACAAAUGAGCGGCCCCUGCUCUGAAAGAUGGCAAACGGGUUCACAAAGCCUUUAGCCACACUGUACAAAGGAAGCCAACUUGCAUUCAUACAUUCCGGUGUGUUUUACUUGCAAACCUUGCUGUGGAUUAUUUGUUCGGUUUGCGGGGAAGACCAGCCCUUCAGCGUGGAGAUAUGGUUACAGAAGUACGGCUAUCUUCAAGCUAGUGAACCCAGAAUGUCAGUAUUGCGCUCUUCACAGUCCCUGCACGCAGCUGUAGCUGCUAUGCAGCAAUUCUAUGGAAUUAAAGUUACGGGGACUUUGGAUGAAAACACAAUAGAUGAUAUCACCUUGAGCUGGAUGAAGAAGCCGCGCUGUGGUGUGCCUGACCAGUUUGGCACCAACGUUAGAUUUAGUGUUAGAAGAAAGCGUUACGCAUUAACUGGGCAGAAGUGGCACCAUAAACAUAUCACCUACAGCAUUAAAAACUUCACUCCUAAAGUAGGAAAACUAGAAACACACAGAGCGAUACGCCAUGCCUUUGAUGUGUGGCAGAACGUAACUCCACUGACAUUUGAAGAAAUACCGUAUGUGGAGUUGGAAAACAAGAAGAGGGAUGUGGACAUUACAAUUAUGUUUGCUUCUGGUUUCCAUGGUGACAGCUCACCCUUUGACGGUGAAGGGGGCUUCCUUGCACAUGCCUAUUUCCCAGGACCCGGCAUUGGGGGUGACACUCACUUCGACUCUGAUGAACCAUGGACAUUAGGAAACCCAAAUCAUGAUGGAAAUGAUCUAUUUCUGGUUGCGGUUCAUGAACUUGGUCAUGCAUUAGGCUUGGAACACUCCAACGAUCCUAGUGCAAUCAUGGCCCCUUUUUACCAAUACAUGGAUACAGAAAGCUUCCAGCUCCCUCAAGAUGACUUAGAGGGCAUCCAGAAGAUCUAUGGUCCACCAGAUAAGAUUAUACAUCCUACGAAACCCUUACCUACAGUACCGCCGCAUCGUUCCAAUCCUCCAUUGGAUCCAAGGAAACCCAACAGACAGCCAAGACCUCCUCGACCUCCGACGAGGGAUAAACCUUCUUAUCCAGGCAUCAAGCCCAAUAUCUGUGAUGGAAAUUUCAACACUCUGGCUAUCUUAAGAGGUGAAAUGUUUGUUUUUAAGGACCAUUGGUUUUGGCGUGUUCGAAACAAUAAGGUUCUGGAUGGUUACCCCAUGCAGAUUGCUUAUUUCUGGAGGGGUUUGCCUUCAAACAUUGAUGCAGUGUAUGAGCGGCCUGAUGGGAAAUUUGUGUUUUUUAAAGGGAGCAAGUACUGGGUCUUCAAGGAAGCGACACUGGAGUUAGGCUAUCCACAGAAUGUGGUGGAACUUGGAAGUGGAGUCCCUUCUCAGGGUAUUGAUACAGCAGUGUGGUGGGAAGAAGUUGGUAAAACCUAUUUCUUCAAAGGAGACAGGUACUGGAGGUACAAUGAAGAAACACAUGUUGUAGACAAUGGCUAUCCCAAAUCCAUUUCAAUAUGGAAAGGAAUCCCCAAGUCUCCACAAGGGGCCUUUGUCAGCAAAGAAAGUGGCUAUACAUUCUUUUACAAAGGAAAAGAGUACUGGAAAUUCAACAAUCAUAAACUCAGGGUGGAGCCUAACUAUCCAAGAUCCAUACUUAAAGAAUGGAUGGGAUGUGACCGAACUAAAACUGGAGACAAAGACAGGCAUGAUACUCAAGAUGACGUUGACAUAGUGAUUAAAAUCGAUAACACUUCCAGCACUGUGAAUGCCAUUGCUAUUGUUAUCCCUUGUACACUGGCCUUGUGCUUUCUGGUGUUGAUUUACACAGUGGUUCAAUUUAAGAGGAAAGGAACACCACGUCACAUAUUGUACUGCAAGCGAUCCAUGCAAGAGUGGGUGUGAUUGUAGCAGAAGCAACAAAAGAUUUCCAACAAGUGGGCUGUAAUGCUGGAACCCAGCAAUGAGCAGGCGUCUCUCUGCCUGAGACAUAUGAAUCAUGGCUGAAUUUCUCAGAGUCGCCUGCUCUGAACAUGAGUGGAGAUUAUAAAAGAGAGAGUGGGAAGGUUUCAUGAUACACAGUAUCAUCUGUAUUUCAGUCCUUUGUCUUUCUUUGGUGCACCAUUCCGUAUAGGCCUUUUAUCUGCACGCUUAAUGCCCUAGUGAACUUUUGACUCCAGAUUUCAGAAAGGAAAAUCAAGAAAAUACGUCUCAAGAUCUUUCUCAAGACUGGUACUUUCUUUCCUGCUGAACCUGAACUCUUUCCUAUUUUGAGGGUUUGUUUGAAAAUCUUUUUGCUGACUUAAAUCUUUUUCCUGAACCAGACAGACCCUUUGCAUUCAUUUUCCAAAGAGGAUUGCUAUCUGUCUAAUAAGGAAAUAUUGCUGCACUUGCUCCUUUUAGUAGGAGACCAGGAAUAUAGAAGCUUAGAAAAUUGGACUGUUCUGUGACUAAGUAACAGGGGCCAAAACAUCUGCAAUAUUGUUAACAGCCUUAAAUAUAUUUUUCAUUUGUUAAAGCAGUACUGAGCAAGUCAAUACGUGGAGCUUUCAAUAGCUAUUGUUCAUGUAGUUUUAAAUGCAGUGAAAUGGACAUGUAAAAUUACAGUAAGGGGGUUCCUAUAGAUUGCCACACACAAAUGGCUUUUCAAACUUCUAUGAAUCCACCAAGAGGGAUUUUAUUUUGCAUAGAAGGUUUGAAGUUGUUUUAGAAUGACAGAAAUGGAAAUUUUAAACAAAACUAACAGUGAAAUGAAUUUUGCCUGAAAUUCCUGCCAGAACAACAUCAGCAUUAAGUACUGUACAUGAUGUUUAAUGUCAUGGGUUCAAUCCCUGAUUGGUUGAAGAAAUGUGUAUUAAUGAACUAGAUAGAAUCCAAAGUGUGUUUAGUUUCUCAAACAGUUGCAUUUGAAUAUUCAUAACAUAUUUCUUACAAAUGAAUAUUGAAAAAUAAGGUGUGUGUUGAUUUUCAUAGGAAUCAGUCAGAAUAGGAUAUCUUAUUUUUCAAUGAAUCCUUGUAUUCUCAUUAAUUAUUGUUAUUGUAUACAGACUGGUAACUAUAGACAACAGCAGUGCACCACAGCAACGUCUUUCCAAGGUGCCAUAACUAAACAUUCAAUUUUAUGUGCAUUACGUGUGUAGUUAACAAUUUAUGAACUGACAGAGAUCCACAGUUACUGCUAAAUUAAACAUGGCAAACAGGGUAGGAACUAAAGAAAGACACUUUGAACGGAAUGUAGUUUUAAGAACUAUAAUGUUUAUGUGAAAUAAUGUUUGUGGAUUAAAACUCCCAUUUUUCACCCUUCCUUUCCUUUGCAUUAUUACUAUGAGGACAGAAACUUAGUGAAGAGCAGAGAUCCUUCAUUGCCACGAGGAUGGAAAUGUUGUUCAAACAUUCCUUUAAAAAUGCUUCAAUGGAUAAAACAUCUUCAGAAGUGGGCUCUUCCAUCUUCCACUUGUUCAGUACAGAGCUACUGUGGGUUGCUCUUGCUUUAAGCAAUCAUGCAGCAAAGAUUGUUUAUUCAGUAUUGUAAAACUCAGUGACUGACUGAAAUCUUUGUUGAUUUUAAGAAUUGCUUCCCCUUGGGGCCCACCUGUUAUUAGGCUAUGCACUGAUGUAACAAACAGCCAUUCACCAAUAUGAUUAACUUUAGACAAAUCAGAACUCACUAUUGUGUGGAAACAUGAGUGACAAGUGGCUUUUAGAGCAGUUAAAGGUUUGCCUUUAACAUGAUUUAAUACAUUUUCAGGCUGUUGUAAUUACUGAACUUCUUAAAUGUCUUAAUUUAGAAAAUAUUACUGUUCCACAUCCUUCAAGAAUUUUCUCUUUCUUCCUGUCUCUAACCUUUAGCUGCCAAGAAUUAAAUAACAGGAAAGGAACUGAAUUCACAUAAUUGACCUGACCUAUCAUUUCCUGUCAUUACCUAGUUAACAUAAUUGUACUUCUUAUGAAGACCGACAGUUGAGAUACUGUGGUGGUGGAGUGCUCCCAAUGUGAUUUAAAACAUCCUCAUCGAAUACUUUCCUAUAAACUGAAAUAUUCUGUCCAUUGUAAUUUGAUUUAUGUCACUGCAUCAUCUAUUUUGUUUAAUAACUCAAUUCGUCCACUGUAUGUGGCUUCAGUAAGCUGUUAAAAACAUACCUUCCUUGAUCUUAAAAGAUACUGUGAUUGGCAAAAACAGACAGAACCUGUGUUCAUAUUCAGGGAAUCACAAUCUAUUUCUCCCCCAGAUAUUAUGGUUCCUCUGUUGCCAUUUCUUCAGCCCAUUGCAUGGUUCUGAUAAGUAUUAAUAUACUGAAUAGAGAGGGUUCAUCCUGCAGUCAUUUCGAGUCAGUUGAUUUGAUUUCUCCCUGUUUGCUGAGUGGUGGGUAGAGGUCAAGGAAGCAGGAAGACAAUGUUACUCCAGAUAUGAACAUAACCGGUCAUAUGUUAUGGAUUAUUUAUGUUUACAUUUUCUUGUCAUAACCCUUUGACUAUUAUGGGUGGCCACGAUCAAUUUAGUACACACCAAGAAUUGAAUCAAAGCAUUUUUUAUCCCCGAACGCAACCCUAGCAAUCAAAGAGUUAAGGACCGUGCAGUGAUUGUUUUGUAUUUAUUGAUUCAUAUUUAUUUUCAGACAGUUCUUAAUGUCAAUUAUAAGUGUCUUUUAUCGGGAAGGUUAAUUAUCUUUUUAUACUAUUAUAUAUCUCAUGUAUUCCGCAUCACUGUUUCACUGUGUUGUAUUAAAAAAGUUUAAAAAAACGAACCUGUCAAUAAAUGGGAAUCCAGACUUUAAAGUUA
This is a messenger RNA of Chiloscyllium plagiosum (whitespotted bambooshark), 4811 nucleotides long. Lineage: Eukaryota; Metazoa; Chordata; Chondrichthyes; Orectolobiformes; Hemiscylliidae. The record is from RefSeq and is a predicted model, not a curated record.